CAAUUUUCUUCCUCCUGUUUCUUCACUUUCUCUAUCACAAUCAUUGUCUUCUACUAGUUGAGUAAUAUAUGUAUGUGUGUUCAGAAAAGAAAGGGAAUUUUCAUUAAGGAUCGAAAAAUUUCCUCAAGAUUUUUUGGUCAGUUAGUCAAAUAAAUAAGUGGAAUAAUAAACAAGCUAACAAGUCAGUUAACAAAUAAACUAACAGACAAGUCAGCAGAUGAACAUGGAUAGGCUGAAUUCAUUUAAAAAAAUAUUUCUCAUUACCCAGUCAAAGGACCAUGCCAGCCCUGGGCUUAAAAUAACAAUAAUCAUAAGAUUAAACAUAAUAAUGAACAUACAAAUGAAGAAGACUGUUUGUAUAUGAACUAGAAGAAUUGUACACACACGAAGUCAAUAUAAUUAGAUAAUAAAUAAAGUAUAUAUGACAAUCUACACACGUAUAUCAUAUAUAACUUUAGAAAAGAGGGAAAUAUUUGAUAAUGUGACAUUAUCUUAGAUUAUAAGACUCAAAUAUCAAAUAUAUAUUCUCUAUAUAAAUAAAUAUAUACAUAUAUAAGUUGAAAAAAUGUCUUAUAAUUCUGUCAAAAGUUCCCCAAUGACAUUAAUUAAAUUACAACAACCACACUCUUGGAUUAUUUCAUCAAGACAGAAUUACUUUUGAAAGAAAAAAAAUUUGCAAACAACCGUCCACAUUAACCUUUUUCUUUUCUUUACUAUAUUUAUCACUAAUUAUUGUUACCGAUGAUGUAAUCAAAAAAAAGUUUAAUCAUUGAAUGUAAACAAUCUUCCAAAUAAAUAAAAAAAUAAUAAAUCAACCGGUUUAAUUAAGAUAAUUGAGAUAUUUACAGAUGCGGAAUGUAUUUUGUAUACUUUGUACUAUUUAUGUGUGCAUAGAAAUAUUUACAUCGUAUAUUAGUUGUGUAGAGUCUGAUACUGAUGAAAAUGAUGAUGAACCGAGUGUUUACACACUAUCUGAUGAGAAACGUUUAAUUAAACGUCUAUUAAACAAAUAUCAAGCUGCAGGAAUAACCGGUCGUCCAGUAAAGCAUACAUCGGAAAAAGUUCUUGUGGAAAUGUCACUUUCAUUAAUACAAAUAUUGGAUUUAGAUGAAAAAAACCAAGUAUUAACUACAAGUGUAUGGUUAAAUUAUCGCUGGACCGAUCAUAUUCUGAAAUGGAAUCCAGACAAUUAUUCACAAAUUCAAGAAGUCCGUGUUCCAUAUAAGCACAUUUGGACACCAGAUAUUGUAUUAUAUAACUACGCCGAUGAACGAUUAAAAGAAAUGCGUGAUGCUAUGGUUAUCGUACAACAUACUGGAGAAUUAACCUGGAUUCCACCUGCAAUUUUUAAAUCUUCAUGUAAAAUAGAUAUAAAAUCGUUUCCAUUUGAUGAACAAACAUGUCAUUUGAAAUUUGGAUCUUGGACAUAUGAUGGAAAUAAAUUAGAUGUUUCUUUUAUUAAUAAUGAAGCACAAGUUCUGUUAAGUGAUUAUACAGAAAGUAAUGAAUGGGAAGUAAUUGCACGUCCAGCUUUAAGGAAUGUAAAAUCAUAUCCUUGUUGUCCAGAAUUUUAUCCUGAUUUAACUUUCUUUCUAUUCCUAAGAAGGAAUGCUGCAUUCUUUUCAUACAUUUUGGUUUUACCAUGUGUGUUACUGGCAUCAUUGACACUUGUCAUUUUCUGGUUACCUCCAGAAUCACCUGCAAAGAUGGUUCUUGGAAUGAACAUAUUUGUGGCCUUCUUUUUAUUGUUGUUAUUACUGGCCGAUUCUACACCACAAGCCUCAAACAGUGUUCCUUAUAUUGGUUAUUACUACUGUUUGAACAUGAUUUUGAUCACAUUAUCUUCUUUUCUCUCUGUAUUUGUGAUUAAUCUGUAUUUCCGUGGUGAUAAAAGAAAUAGGGUGCCACAGUGCUUGAGAAGGUUAUGUCACAUUCUGAAUGGUGUUUGUGAUGGUAAAUGCAGCUGUAAAGAAGGUGAUCAAAAUACACCUUUGGCUGUUGUUGUCAGUAAUUCAAAUUCUACAACAGUCAACCAAAAUAAAAACGAUUAUUCAUCACAAAUGGUACAAAUGAAGUCAGCAUUAGUUAAUUCAAACAACGAACAACAAGAUAUAUCAGGUUAUACUGGAUCUGUUAUUGGAAUGAAGCGCUCUAAAAAGGGUAAAGCACGUUUUGCUAUGGUACAAGAGAAUAAUGGAUUAAAAACCUUAAUUGUAGAUAAUUAUGAUUAUGAUACUGAUACUACUGAACAUAAACGAUAUCGACCAAAUCAGCGUCAUUGUGAAACACAAACUGAAGCGGAUAACUUUAAUAAAGAAUCGAAUUCACAACAGCUCAUGGGAUCAUGUCAUUGUCAUUCAAAAUUAUCAAAAAUACGCAGUCGUUCAUUAACUCCAUCAAAAUUUAAUGAUUGUGAUAUAUUAGGUAAUUCUCAACAACCUUGUACAUGUUGUCAAUAUUAUUAUCGAUCGUAUGCACCAGCAACUCAUUGUACUGUUUGUACUCCAUUACCAGUUAUAAAUACUUCCACAAAUUCAAGAAUAUUAAAUCCAAGAAUACAAAGUUCAAAACAUGGAAAACAUCCUGAAAAUUGUAAUGUUUGUAAACAACAUCUUAAUGCAUUAAUGUUUAAAACACAUCCUAAUGAUUAUUUUUCUAUAAAUCGUCAUUCAAUAACUAAUUCAUCUAUACCAUUUGAUAGUAAUUCACUAUGUUCACAUAUAAGAUAUGAAUAUCGUAAUGGUAGGCCUGCACUUAUAUCACCACAUGGACGUAAUUAUUUAAAUUCUAAUGAAUUAACGACUAAUCAUACAAAUUUACAAUUAAAAUCAUCUACAUUAGUUAAAACUACAUCAUAUUUAUCUAAUAAUAAUCCAUUAAUUACUAAUUCAACUAUAACAAAUAUGAAUUCAGAUAAAACAACAAUACAACAUUUACAAUUAUCAUCAACACUAUUAAUAUUAAUGAAAAAUAUAGAAAAUGAAGUAAAUGAUAUACGUUCAAUUGUUAAAUUAUUUUUAUCAAGAAUUGAUAAAAAAGAUACAGAAAAUAUUAUCAUAAAAGAAUGGCGUAUGAUAGCUAUUGUUAUGGAUAGAAUAUUUUUUAUAUGUUAUUUAAUUAUACAUUUAUGUGCAGCAUUUGGUUUAUUAAUACCACGUUCAUCUGAAUAUAAUGUUGUAGAAUUUCUACGUGAAUAUCGAUUAAAAAAUUAUAAUUCAACAUUUUUUGAAAAUGAAACAAUUACAAUAAAUAAUUAUCAAAUGAAAACAACUGAAUUACCUAAUAAUAAUAAUAAUCAAUUUAUUGGUACAAUAGAAAUCAAUAAACAAUUAAAUAACUUAGAUACUAAAAAAUCGAUAAAUUUAGAUAUAAUAAAUAAUGAAAAAACCAUUUUAAUUAAUGAAAAUAAACAUAAAUAUGAUAUGACAAAUUCAUUGGAUAAUAUGAAUAAUUAUUUAUCACCUUAUCAACGAUUAGUUGAUCAACAAUCAAAUAUAUUAAAACAAUAUACUGAAGAAAAUAUUAUUGAUAAUGAUCUAAUUUUACGUAAAUCAGAUCAAUUAAAAAAUCAAUUAAACAAAAGAACUAAUGAUCAUGAAUUAAAAAAAUCUAAUUGA
This is a messenger RNA of Schistosoma haematobium, 3617 nucleotides long. Its product is annotated as Neuronal acetylcholine receptor subunit alpha-2. Gene Ontology annotation, biological process: regulation of membrane potential; chemical synaptic transmission; monoatomic ion transmembrane transport. The record is from RefSeq and is a predicted model, not a curated record. Gene Ontology annotation, molecular function: transmembrane signaling receptor activity; acetylcholine-gated monoatomic cation-selective channel activity. Lineage: Eukaryota; Metazoa; Platyhelminthes; Trematoda; Strigeidida; Schistosomatidae. Bases 849 to 3617 code for a protein of 922 amino acids. Gene Ontology annotation, cellular component: synapse; neuron projection; postsynaptic membrane. The transcript has 8 exons.